Messenger RNA from Serendipita indica DSM 11827, 252 nucleotides. NCBI's taxonomy places the organism in Eukaryota, Fungi, Basidiomycota, Agaricomycetes, Sebacinales, Serendipitaceae. The record is from the annotation of a GenBank genome assembly.
AUGCAAGAUGGACGAGUGAUCAUGGGUAAUCUCGUCGGAUGGGACCAGCGAUCCAACAUCGUCCUCGCCGACUGUGUCGAGCGACGAUUUAGCCAAGAAAGCGGAGCCACAGACUCGGCGUUGGGUGUCUACAUGGUCAAAGGAGAUCAAAUAUGUUUGGUUGGCGAGGUCGACGCGGCUAUUGAGGAAGCAACAAGCUGGUCCGAAAUCAAAGUUGACCCUCUUCCAGCUGUACGCUACGGUGAUGCGUAG